Molecule: messenger RNA, 7336 nt
Organism: Pan troglodytes (chimpanzee)
Lineage: Eukaryota; Metazoa; Chordata; Mammalia; Primates; Hominidae
Gene: ERICH3
Product: glutamate rich 3
Exons: 15
Coding region: 416-5008 (1530 amino acids)
Source: RefSeq, a predicted model, not a curated record
UUUGUGUUUUCAUAUUACAGAUACCUGGGGAACUCGCGCCCUAGAGCAACAGAGCAGGGGCUUGCUUGGGUCUCCUCCCUAUCAGGGCCCAGAAAAAGGGGUAGAAGCUGGCUUCACUACCAGCUUCCGCAGGCUCGGUUCCAGUAGCGCCUCCGCUUCUCCAGACCCUGGGCGCUUGCCUCUCUCCUCCCUUAGCAACAGGGAAGCUGUGGAUACCAACGGAGGGUGGGAGCCCGGGAGGCUGCGGGUAGCCCGGGCGCCCAGGGGCGGCGGCGGCCCAGCCCAGGUGCCCGCGCACAGGGGACCUCGGUGCGGAGCCACCCCUCGAGCGCGACUGUCGCAGCGCCAGCGCGCACGGGGCCCCACGCACCCACCCUCCGCACCUGCCGCGGGGUCCAAAAGGGAUCCUGCAAAAAUGAGCCAUUCUCACCCCGCUGGGUUACUUGCUGCAUAUAAUAGCCUUAUGGAUAAACACCUGGCUGGGUAUUUUAACAAUACAAGGAUAAGGCGUCAUCUCUUAAGAUCAGGACUGAUCACAAGAAGUGGAAGAAUACUUUCUGAAAAAGAAUAUAAACUAAAUAUUAUGAAGCGGGAUCAUCAAAAAUAUAUCCGGGAAUGCUUAGCCCAGGCAAUUUUUCAUAAAGUUCUUGAUAUGGAGCGUUACCAUCACCUUGAAAUAAAAAAGAAAUUGGAGACCUUAGCUAGGAAGGAGCGAAUCCAGAGGUUUAAGGGAGAGCACACAAGAAGGUCUGUUGAAAAUAACAUGCCAAUCCUAUCUCCCCACCCACCAGUUGGCCCAAAGACUAAUCGUGGCCAUAGUGUUCUGGUUGAUGAAGGACAUUCCAGUCCGUUAGCACUGACAGCCCCUCGACCAUAUACUGCUCCAGGAAAUAUGCAGCCUCCAAUUCGAUUACAGCCUCUUCCCAGUAAUCCUGCAGUAGAAACUGUUCCAAAGUUAACUUCAAGGUCCAGAUCAAAAACCUCAUUGCUGGAAAAUGAAGCUCUGUUUCCCAUUGGGGGCAAGAAGGCAGUGAUGAAGUUCAGGAACUCCAUAGGCAAUUCACAGAGAAUGAAUUCAUAUCAACUUCCAAACAUUAACAGUUACAUGAUGCCUAUUCCUCCUCCACUUCCCCCAAAUGGGAAAAUCACAAGAGAAAAUAGAUCUGAAACAUGGAGAAGGAGAAGAUUUCGUCCAACCACUGCUCCAAAUGGCUUAGAACCUCUUUUGACCAAGGAUUCAAGAAGGAUUCAUAAAACAUCCUUACAUAGUAAUGCAGCUAUUACAAUGAUCUAUUUGGGGAAAAAUGUGCACCUAUCUUCUGAUAAUCCUGACUUCCGGGAUGAAAUUAAAGUUUAUCAGCAGCACUGUGGUGGGGAAAACCUUUGUGUCUACAAAGGCAAACUACUUGAAAAAGAGACCUUUCAGUUUAUUUCCAAAAGGCAUCAUGGUUUCCCCUUCAGUCUCACCUUUUUCCUGAAUGGGAUGCAGGUGAACAGGUUAAGCUCCUGCUGUGAAUACAAGCAUCGAAAAGGUUCCAGGCUUGGAGGCAAACGAGGCUACUUUGGGUUUGUGUGUGUUGAGAGAUCAUCUCCUUGCUACAAGUGCAUUAUUGCAAUGGGCCUUGACAAAAAACCGUCUUUGCCAAAAUCUAGGAAAGAAAAGAGCACUGAGAAAGGAGAGGAACUGAAGAAGGCUGAGGGGAAAGUGAGGAAAGAGAGAGAGUAUGUGAUACCAAAAAGAAAUGAGAUCAAGGAGAACAAAACCUCUGUUUCAGCCAAUUUUUCAGCUCAAGAAAUAAAAACAGGGCUCAAAGAAGUGGUAACUGCUGUGGAGGAAAUGACAAGUAAAGGAAAACCAGGACAAGAAGUCUUGGAAGAUGACCAGGAAAAUACUUUAAAAUAUGAGUAUGAAGAAGACUUUGAAGUAGAUGAGGAGAAACAAGGUGAAAAAGCUAAUGAAGAAGGACAGGCUGAUGUUCAAAUGAAUGGAAUACCACAGUCACCUUUGGAUGAUAAAAAAGAUAAUUUAGACCCUGAAAAAGAGAGUGAAACCUCAUCACAGAAGGCACCAGAUGCCCAUGACAAUGUGAAAGAUGAGAAUGAUGGAUACUCUGAGAGUGAACUGGAAGAGGAUAAACAAGAUAUGAAAACUGCUUCAUCAACCUCAUCCAGAAGUCACCCUUAUUCUAGUGACAGUGAGGAUGAAUCUGCAGUGGGGGACAGGGAAGCCCACACUGACAGCAGCACAGAUGAAAGUGCCAGAAGGUCAUCUUCUCAGGAACUGAGUGAAAAUGAUAAGCCAAGAAAGUCUCACCUUCCAAUUGAGGAAUCCUUAGAAAUUGAAAUUGAAGACCAAGAAAUAACAAAAGCAGAUGUGGAGACCAAGCCGAUGCCAAUAGAGGAAAGCUUUGAGAAUGUUCUUAAAGAAGGAACGGAGAAAGGAACCCAAGAGAUUGCAGAGGGUUUAUCUGAGAAGUCCGGGAAACAUGUUUCUGCAGAAGAAAAGGAAAAGGAUAAGAGUAAGCUUUGGGAAGAAAGCACUGCUCAGGUGAAGGACAAAAAGGCAGGUCUCCCUGGGGUGGAGGAAGGUGGAAAGGAUUCAUUGCCAUUAGCCUAUGUCCUGGCUCUUGGUGCACCAACAAUGAAUUUCGUGGUGGAUGAAACAGCAGCAAUCAACUCAAACAAGGAAUCCCAGCAAUUGGCGCAAAAAACGCAUACACUGGAGAAGAAAGAAGCAAUGGAGGAAGAUGAAGCGCCCCAGCACAGAGAUGCUGACAUAGUACAGGGAAAAGGGGAGGCAGCACUGUGGGGAGAAGCAGGAGCUGUUCAUGAGGCUCCCUUGAGGGCGUGGAAGCCAACAGCAGAGCAGCCAGAAUUGGCAGAAGAGUUUACAGAAAAAAGGGAGAUCCCUCCAGGCAUAGAAAGGGGGGCAGAGGGAGCAGCAGAAGCAGAAGGGGUCAGAAGGCUGGGUGAAGGGGGGUCAGACCCCAUAGGACAAGCAGCAGCAAAAGAUGCUGUGGGUCUGAGUAAAGAUGAGGCUCCUGAAAAGCAAGCCUUGAUGCUUACAGUGCUUGAGACAGACAAAGCAGCUUCUGAAGGGGAACAGGGUUUGGAGAAGGCAGUGCUUGCAAAUAAAGCAGCAGCCCUGAACUUGGAGCAUCUUCAUGAAGUAGCAGCCCUGAGAGAGGCAGCGACAUCGGAGGAGGGAGAGGCUGAGGGUGGGGUGGCUGUGAGUGAUGUCGGAGAAAGUGAAGAGGAAGCAUCCAUAGACCUAGAGGACACAGGACCCAUGGAGGACACAGCAUCAAAGAGAGAGGAUGGUUCUGAAGAGGCAAUUAUUGGGGGAGAGGAACCAGCCAAAGAGAGAAAAGAGGUUAUGAGAACAGAAACACGCUUGAGCCCCUUCACAGGAGAGGCAGAGGCAAGCCGGAUGCAGGUUUCGGAGGGCAGCCCUGAGGAAGGAAGCCUUGCAAAGGAAGCCUUCCUUUGCAAGGAAGAUGUGGAAGGGGAAGAGAUGGUGACUGAGGCAGAAGCUAAUAGGGAAGAUGAUAGGAAAGAAAUUUUACCCAAGGAAUUAGAUGUAGCAAGACAGCGAAGGAAAGCUGAGAGGCCAAAAACAUCUCUGAGGAAAACUGACUCUGAGAGAGAAGAGGUGACAAGGGCAAAUGCACUCAAGGAUGAAGAUGCUUUUAAAGAAGAGCAAAAACUUAAAGCGGAAGAAGGGAAAACAGAGACGGAAGUAAGAUCUGAGGAAGAGACAAAAGCUCCCCCAAAUGAAAUGGGAUCUGAUGCUGAGAACGAAGCACGUGUGGAGGCUUCUGAGUUGUCUGACAAUCCAGGGCUUCUAGGAGAAGAUUCACUAAAAGAGACAGUGGUUCCCAUAUUUGAAGCAACGCCUGGAUUUGAAAAGUGGCUGGAAAACAUAACAGCUCUGAGGAAAGAAGGAGGAGGGGAAAGACUGAGCGAAGCCAGAGACACAGAGCACAAAGACAGAGAAGAGCUGUCCAGCAGGGAGAAUAGGGCCCUGAAGGAGGGGCACCGCCAAGAUGGAGAGGGGGCCUUAGCAGCUCCUGAAGCUGAGCCAGCAGGAAAGGUGCAGGCCCCUGAGGGGCUGAUCCCAGCCACAGGCCAGGCAGAGGAGCUAGCAGCCAAAGAUCACGACUCCUGCGCAGGACUGGAGGGGAGGGCUGAAGGGCAAGGAGGAGUGGAUGUCGUGCUAAGGACGCAGGAAGCUGUUCCUGAGGAAGAUCCCAUAAUGGCAGAAAAGUUCAGGGAGGAAGCGGUGGAUGAGGACCCAGAGGAGGAAGAGGACAAAGAGUGCACUCUGGAGACAGAAGCGAUGCAGGACAGGAACUCGGAAGGGGAUGGGGACAUGGAAGGAGAAGGAAACACACAAAAGAAUGAGGGCAUGGGAGGAGGAAGGGUUGUGGCUGUGGAAGUUCUACACGGAGGUGGUGAAACGGCAGAAACAGCCGCAGAGGAGAGGGAGGUGUUGGCAGGUUCGGAGACAGCCGAGGAGAAAACAAUAGCAAAUAAAGCCUCCUCCUUUUCAGAUGUUGCUGAGGAAGAAACCUGGCACCAACAGGAUGAGUUAGUAGGAAAAACAGCAGCUGCAGGGAAGGUGGUGGUAGAGGAAUUAGCACGGAGUGGGGAGGAAGUGCCAGCAGCAGAGGAGAUGACAGUGACAUGUACAACAGAGGCUGGGGUGGGCACUCCAGGAGCCCUGGAGGGGAAGACCUCAGGGCUAGGACAGGAGCAAGAGGGAGGGUCAGAGGGCCAGGAGGCAGCCACUGGGAGUGGGGAUGGGAGGCAGGAGUCGGGAGCAGCUGAAAAAUUCCGAUUACGAUUAUCACGGGUGGGAGAGAGGGAAUUGAGUCCGGAGAGUCUACAGGCGAUGGCAACACUUCCAGUGAAGCCUGAUUUCACUGAAAGCCGAGAGAAGCAACAGCAUAUGGUGCAAGGAGAAAGCGAGACUGCAGAUGUUUCCCCCAACAACAUGCAGGUCUAGGAGACUUGCUGGCAGACGGAUAAUUUAAAGAUGUCUUCUGAAGAUGUAAAGAGUGGAGAAAGAUUCACGCAAGCAUCUCACCAGGAUUCUUGAUUUUCUCUCUCUCCUUUUUAGUUGCUCAUUGCGCUUGUCUGAGAUGAUUCCCAAUCUGUCAGCCCUGGUCAGUAGCUCAGUAAGCACCUUGAGAAUAGCUCAAGUAGAUCUGUAGGACCCUUCUUAGGAGCAGUGGUUCCUCACGGAGAAACUUGUGAGGCUGUUACACAUUCUACACACCUAACAUUAUUUUCAAACAAAAAUGAUAAUUUUCAGAUGCUUGGCUUUUACCAAAGAUCACUGGAAGGCCCAGUCCUAAUGUUAGGGGUUUGUUUAAAGUCCUUUUUAUUUUACAAUACAGAGCCCCAGUCAAUUCCACAAUCUCAAUUUCAUAAAGGGGAAUUUUAUUUAAAAAUCUGUGGUUUGGGGCUUUAAUGAAUUGGCCUGUGAAAAUGAGCUCUAAAUUUCCUCCCACGUACACUCAAAACUCAAGAUUGCUCCAAAUCUCUAAGUUCUUCCAGCAAAAGAUUUCUUGGCAUGUAUAUUCACUUAUACUUAGAAAUAUUCAUUCUUUUAAUUUAUGCCAGAAUAACAAAGUGGAAAUCUUAUUUCAAAAUGCUCUUUGUUUUUUUGUGUGUGUUUCUGUAGUUCUGCUUUCUGGGGUAGACUAGUAAAAUGGUAGCUUCCAGCAUUUUGUCCCUGGGGCCUUAUUUAUAGGCCCACUCAAAUUUAAAUAAAAGUAGUAAAUAAUUUAGCUAAGUGGAAUAAGUAUAAUAAUUAUAGUGGUAAGCAUAGCACAUCAGCAUUAUGCCAACAUUAUAGACUCUUUAGUUGAUGUCAUUAAAUGGAAAAGAAACUUGGAUUAAAUGAGUGUGCUGCUCACCUUCCCAAGUUCUGUUAUUUCAAACCUGUGAACUAACCUUGCAGUUCAUUAUAAAUCAACAGUAACAAUUGCAUUCUAAAUUACUCCCUGAUAUUAUUUUCUAGUUGUGUAUCAGCCUGUCUCCUAGGGGUUUUCAUUUCCCUGAAGACAUACAAGUGCCCCAGAGCGCAUGUAUAUGUCUACCAUUUCUCUAUAUGAGAAGGUAAAAAAAAUUUCCUUAAGCAGUGAUUUUCCAGCCAGAAUAUACAUUAGAUUUUCAUGGGACGCUUUUAUAAAUGACUCAACCCUUUUCCCCACCCCAGAGAUUCAGACUUAAUUCGUUUUAGAUGGAUCUACACAUCAGUAUAUAUAUUUUUAACUUUUCACUUGAUUCUUCUCUGUAGCCAAGGUUGAGAACCGCUGCUCUAAAUCAUCAUAUAAUCCAUGCUGGCCACAUUACACUCAAGGUCCCUAGGGACCAGGUGUAUUAUCAUAGUAGGUAUUUUCCAUUUUAAUGUGUAAUGGAGCCAUUCAAUGAUCAAAAAUACACUGGACCAGAUAGUAGACUGGUCCCUUGAUCAGAAGCAUCAGCACAUCAGCAUCACCUGGAAAUUGUUCCCAGCCUUUGUCUCCUACCUACUAAAUUAGAAACUCUUGGUGGGUUCCAGUAAUCCAUAGCUUAACAAGCCCUGCAGGUAAUACUGAUGUACACUGAUGUCCGAAAACUGCUGUCAUGGACUAUUGAUUGUAUUGAGGAUUAGUCUCAGUUGGAAAGCCAACUACAGAGGCAUUUUGAACUUUCUUUCUUUGCCUCUCUAUGUCUCUCUGUCUUUUCCUGUCUUCUGAUUUAUCUUUCUUUCUCUAGUAAAUGGCACUCAAUAUAAAAGUGGUGGAGUCAAUCUUAAACUUAUUUUUAUUAUGAUUGUAUUGAUACAUGCACGAAGUCCCUCUGCCCUACUCCCUAUUCAAGGAUAUUACUCACUGCACAUCAUAAAUCUCCAUCAUCUGUCUUAAAGUUUUACGAGUAGAUUUCAUCUACAUUAUAUUCAAGUUCAUUUAUUACUGAGCUGUAUUACUGUGGAGCUCUAACAGUAUUUGUUUCCUGAUUUCAAACUCAAUGCUACAGAGCACUUUGAAUACAUCACACCUUAUAGGAAAGAUAGUAAACUUAUUAAUCCCAUUGAAAAAUUAGUUUUGUACAAUGUGCUAAAUAGUAUUGCAUUGGAUUACUUUUACAUUUAACACACUCCAUCAAAACAUCCCAUAACAUAAUUUUACAAUCUGCAUGUGAAUUUAACUGUGAAAUUCAGUAUUGUGAUAUUUUGAAUAAGUGAAUUCUUUCUCUGCAAAUACUAUGUUGAUAAAAUUACUUGUAUGUUCCCCUGAAAUGGUUUGUUUCCUGUUUCUUCAUUAUUAAAACAUAAAUCAAUCAU